GUCUACGACUCUCUGAAGAACCACUGCUACAGGACGGGCAGUACCUACAUGGAGCUCCCCACCCUGUGUGACGAGGUCAGGAGAGGGUGUAGCUCCGUGGUGGAGGUGGAGGUGUGGGACGCAGUCCACUUCCUCAAAGAGCUGGGCGUAGUGGUACGGGAUCGCCAGAAGGUGGCGCUGCAGAACCUGCAUUCUUAUGAGACUGGGAUAGCGGAGUGUCUACGCUGUCUGGUGCAGGAAGAGCCCUGGGUUAUACCUCUGGAUGUCAUAGAGGUGCUGACUGCUUCAGCUCUGCAGAGGCUGAGGAAGAAGGGAGGGGAUGGAGGGAGUAGGGAGGAUCAAGGUGAAGUGGACUCCGACGCAGAGCGGAAGGUUGAUGAGUUGAAUGGAAGGUGUGAUAUGGAUGGCAGCGCUGCAGAGACAGACUGUACUAGUACUGCUGUUAGAACAGCAAGCGGAUCCUCUGUCCAAGACUACAUCACCCUUACAGACCAGGGCCCUCCAGUAGAUUUAGACCCAGACCAGGGCUCUCCUCCUCCAGUAGAUUUAGACCCAGACCAGGGCCCUCCAGUAGAUUUAGACCCAGACCAGGUACGUGCAGCGGAGAUGAUCUGCUUCAAUCCGGUGACUGUGAUCAGUGGUAAGGGGGGCUGUGGUAAGACCACGGUGGUGAGUCUGGUGUUCAAGGCCGCCUUGCAGCAGAGCCCAGAGAAGGUCAGGAAGGCAUGCUGGGACUUUGAGAAUGACUCCUUGGGGUCUGAGGCGUGGGAGGAAGCCGCGCCGGUCACAUUCACCGUCGGCGGCCAUACUCACCGUCGGCGGCCAUACUCACCGUCGGCGGCCAUACUCACCGUCGGCGGCCAUACUCACCGUCAGCGGCCAUACUCACCGUCAGCGGCCAUACUCACCGUCAGCGGCCAUACUCACCGUCGGCGGUCAUACUCACCGUCGGCGGCCAUACUCACCGUCCGGCGGCCACACUCACCGUCAGCGGCCACACUCACC
Molecule: messenger RNA, 1005 nt
Organism: Oncorhynchus masou masou (cherry salmon)
Lineage: Eukaryota; Metazoa; Chordata; Actinopteri; Salmoniformes; Salmonidae
Product: DNA helicase B-like
Exons: 3
Source: RefSeq, a predicted model, not a curated record